ACGAACAAUCGCUAGCCAGUAGCGUCGUCGCCUCCGCUCCAGGCUGUGCUGAAGUUUCGCAGUAGGGAUACAAUCACGUUGGGACAACGUAGUUCGUUGUGGUCUCGUCCAUCGAGCAACUGGUUUAGGCGGUGAGAGUGAUUUACAAGGCUGCGAUCUAUUAUACAUUAUGUCGCGAAGCUCUCGCGGCCCACCAAAUAUCCACGGGAUGGUGUCCCUAAAAGUGGACAACCUUACCUACCGCACGACAAUUGAGGAUCUUAAACGUGUCUUCAGGAAAUAUGGCGAUGUCGGUGAUGUCUACAUUCCGCGCAAUCCUCGAAACAACGAAUCUCGGGGCUUUGCUUUCGUUAGGUUCUACAGCCGACGUGAUGCUGAAGAAGCCAUGGAUUGUCUUGAUGGGUACAGACUCGACGGCCGUGAGCUCCGUAUUGCAAUGGCCAAAUAUGCACGCCCCGGUGGCAGGGGUGGUCGCGAAAGGUCGCGUUCCAGAGAUCGGCAUCGUCGACGCAGCAGAACACGCUCCCGCUCUCGAGACAGACGGUCUCGCUCCCGUUCGCAUAGGCGUCGAUCGCGCUCAGAUUCUAGAUCGAGGCGGUCCACGUCAAAGGACGACGACCGCCAUGAUCGGAAGUCUCGCUCUAGGGACAGAGACGCGUCUAUUGACCGAGAUCGUGACAAUGACCGUGACCGUUCUAGGGAACGAUCCAGGGAUCGCGAUGAUUCACGGGACAGGGAU
Varroa destructor (honeybee mite) is the source of this 739-nucleotide messenger RNA. RefSeq lists its product as uncharacterized. Gene Ontology annotation, molecular function: RNA binding. The record is from RefSeq and is a predicted model, not a curated record. NCBI's taxonomy places the organism in Eukaryota, Metazoa, Arthropoda, Arachnida, Mesostigmata, Varroidae.